GUAAAGAUAAUCCGCGCGGGUUAGCCGUGCGCGACUUUGGCCUCCGAUCCAAUUAGCCCAAUAAAAUACGUUCGAUCACUUUCUUCUUAAAGUAACUCUCGUUACACACGCCUAUUUUUUCAUCGGCCUAAAGCACUCGCGGCGUAAUUCGAUAACCGCCGCGCAUCGAUCGAUGAAAGUAAGCUCCAUUUAGCGCGGUUUACUGCAACUAUCGCGAAGCGUCACAUAUUAUAGGUGAAAAUAAACGCGCAAACAGGAUUAUUGCUCGCACAUGCAGUCGAUCCCAUAAUAAUUUAAUGAAGCAAUUACGCCCCUCGGAACGACUGUGUUUCGCCGCUAAAGUGCUUGCACUCGAGCGCGCUUGAAAAUUCAACAAUCGCCGGUCUUGCUCGCCUCGGGCAUAAAGUAUAAGAAAAUACCGCGCGGGUAAAUCACGAGCGGAACAUUAUUCGGCAAUCAGCGCACUCGUACAUCAGACCGUUCGGGCAAUUAAUUUUCCGCAGAGCGCUUUUCUCUCUCCCUCCGCUGUUCGCGUGUGACGUCGGCGGCUCCGUGCUGCGGAUUCUGCGCUAUAGGCGCGCACAAAGACCAGUGCGAAAGCGCACACAGAGAGGCUCUCACCUAUACGCCUUCGUAUGGGCUUUAUAAUUUUUAACGAGCCGACGAUAUAAAAGAGCCGGCGACGGGAAUAGAAAAAGUCGCACUUCAGUUUUUCUCGCAGCUCGGAAGCUUGUCGAUCGAUCCGCGGAUCGUUCGUGUGAGCCCGUCGGGCUUUCGGAGAACCGGCGACUUUUUAUCAUCACCAGACAGAGAGCGAGAAAGAGAGAGAGAGAGAGAGAGAGGGACAGAUGACUGCACGCAGUGGGGCGCGGAAUCGCGCGAUCUGGAUCGUCCUGGCGAUUUGGCUCGCGCUUCUCUCGGCGACUGGAGCUGAGUCGCAAUCGAACGAUCACGAACUUCGCCGCCGGCGUCCAGAGCUGCAGCGCGGCCAACGCGAAGCCCAGAUCCGCAAGUCGACCCAGUCGAGCGCGCUUCAAAGCGAGGCAGAGGAACUGCUAGAGUACGGCGACGAGCUUCGCUCGCAGAUCCUCGAGACCCUCGGCAAACUCGUCUACGACCACUACGACGAGCUGAAUCUCGAGCAGCUGGAGACGCUGUAUCGCGUCUACCGAAACACUCUCGAGCGCAAGUACAACAUCUUCGAGACAGCCUCGAGUCUGCGAUGGCGGAGCGAACAUCUCCGGGCCAGCGAUAUCUGCCAGGCGGUGGACGGAAACGUCUGCACGUGCAUCAGAAACAGCUCGCAGGUAUGUGCAAGCCUCGAGUUGCUCGAUAAGCGUAGAAGCGCCGGCGGUGGCGGAGCGACGGAUCUCGCGGAGAGCGUCGACAAGUACUUUCCGGAGGGCCUCACUCUGCAGGCUCUGCUGAGACGUCUCCGGAAGGGAGAUCUCCGCAUCACGCCGAAACUGCUGGUCGGCUUACUGCGGAACGUUCAGUACGAUAGCUUCGACAACACGGUGCGCAGGAUCGAGAGAAUAGUAAUCGAGCAUUUGGAAACGCUCCGAGAUUCGGGAUUGCCCUACCAAUUGAACGAUUACAGUAAAAUCAAGAGCGUGGCUAGUUUAUUGAGAACCCUGCUGCAAGGAAACGCCGAGCGAUUCCCCGCCAGGGAAAAAAGAGCAGCCCUUAUGCUGGCCGAUCACGUAGAGCGAGACGUCAAUUCCAUAAGCGAGAACAUCGAAAAUUUCGGCUCCAUCUACGAGAACCGAAAGAUAAACUUGAAGUAUCUGUUCGAACUCGUCGUUCCCGACGACCUCGUGGAUACGGACAUCGUGAAGGCGAGGAAUCGGUUGGAAGAGGUGAUGGACGAAAAUGACGUCCCGAUGAAACUGUCGAUCGAGAAGUACGAACACGCCGAUCCGGCUCAGCUCAUGCUCGAAAUUCUCAGGCAGAUGAAGUACGUGCCCAAAACCAUAUCCUUUCCCAAAAACGCCGUCAAAGCGUUACGCAUGCAUGCCGAUUUCUGGAGAAAGGGAUACACGAUCGACAAUGUUUCGGACUUUCUAAAACUUUUUAGCGCUUACGACAAUUUGAUGGACCAUCCAAAUUACACGGACUUUUUCGACCUGAUAGAGUCGAUAAAGGUUAAACUCGCGAACUCGAGAAACGUCGACCUCGAACUAACGUGUACCAUGCCCAGACCGUGUCUGCGCAGAGUUCUGUUGAAAAUUCUCGAAUGCAACAUGAUCGACGAUGACACGAAAAAGACAGUCCUGAAAUUCUUGAAUAUGAUAAAUUCGAGGGGUACCCCGCUAUUGGAAGAAAAACAGUCCAACAACUUCGAAGAUUAUACUCCGUUGGAAGUGACUGAAAAAUACGUGGACCUGACGACGGAGCAGAGUACUGUAACCACGGUCCCUCCGAAUUUGGAUGUUCCAACAGAAACAAAAACGACUGCCGCUUACUCGACUAAGAGUACUCCAAAGCACAUACUUAAAACCCCCGCAGAACCAUUGGACAAAGCGAAAAAAUCUAAACCAUCAGCCAAAAGAACUCCGACAAACGAAAGAGGUACGCAUACUCCCAAAAUCAUCGGUGAAUUUUCCCCCGAGAAAGCCGACAAAAACAAAAUACCUGUGGGCAAUCUGAAGAAAAAAAAUCCGAAAAAAGAAAUUGAUCCGAACGAGAGAAUAAAAAAGAAACGUAAACCAGACGAGCCGUCGACCGAAUCAGAAACACCGAUCGAAUGUGAAGAUGGCCAGGAAUGUCCAGCGGAUCUGGAAUCGUCAACUGAUCGUCUGAAAAAGUCUAACAAGCCAAUAAGAAAGCAGCUGAAACCCAGCAACCCUCGAGAUAUUCACAAGCCAAAAUUACCGAUAAAUUGUGAAGAAGGUGAGGAAUGCCCAUCGGAAACAGAUUCUCCGAUCGAUCGUCCAAAAACUGGAAAUAAGCAUAUAAAGAAGCAUAAACCGAAGCAACCUCUGGGAACGAUAGAAUCGCCGAUAAAAUGCGCGGAGGGACAAGAGUGCUCUCAAAAGCCAAAAUCAUUUACUGAUCAGCCGAAAACAAUUUCAUCAAUGGAGGACACAAGCGUAGUACAACAAAUUGUAACAGAAGGUUCUAUAUUGUCUUCGAUCGAACACACCACGAGUGACGGAGAAGCUGUUACCGAAGAAAUUUUAAAAGACAGCACCACGAAUCCUCCAACAACACCUGCAGAUGGUUUACAUGGCUACAUCGAGGAGAGUACUACGAAUUUUCCAACAGAAUCCACAGAAAGCUCGCGAUCUUUCACGAAUGAAUACACUACAACAGAGUCGGAAAGAUCGACAAAACAUCCAACGGACUAUUUACAAGAAACCACUAUAACAUCCACGGGUGAUAAUACUGAUGACGAACCUUUUACAGAAAAUUAUACGACUAUUGGAGCGCGAAAAAAUAAAAUUAAUAUAAAGGUAUUGGAAGAAAGUACAACUAUUUCACCAAAAAUAAAACAGAAGAGUCUAAAACAACCGAUUGAGGGAAAAUUACAUAUCCGAGGAAACAAACAACAUCGUACUGAAACUGUAGAGGAAACUACGAAUCCAUUGAUUUCCGACGAAGAUUGCAAAGAUAGUGACGAUUGUAAUAGUGAGAGAUGCAAGGGCUCAGCAUCUUGCUCCGAAGAGGGCAAGACAAGUGAAAGCUGUAGUAAUAGCUCCGACGGCUCCAGUGAAGAGUGUACGGAAAAAUCUUGCGAAGGUCCAGAUUGCUCGGUUACGACACCUUCGUCUUCGUCCUCAUCGUCUGUAGAGUGUGAAAACAGCUCGGAAGAAAAAUGCAGUACAGAAAGUGCGGACAGUUGUGCUGACGGAAACUGUUCUACCGCUACAACAUCAGCCCCUCGAACUACUCCUCUUCCACCACCUGUAAAUAGCCGUGAAAAUUCUACGGAAAGUUGUAGUGAUUCCGAUUGUUCUACACCAGAAAGUUGCGAAGGAGAAAGUUGCUCAAGCGACUCCAAAUCUUCUAGUAAAUGCGAAGGACCAGAUUGUUUAACAACUACAGAAAGUUGCGAAGACGAAGACUGCUCAUCUAAUAGUAAAAUUACCGACUUGAAAACAACUCCACGCGUCGAACACAUGAGAUCAACUGGCGCAAUGUGUGAUAGUGCUGAUUGUCUCGGAGAAACAAAUGAAGACUGUCAAGGGCCUGAUUGUGAGCCCACUGAACAAACGACAUCUUUGAAUUGCGAAUCGGGAGACUGCACAUCUCAACAUAAAACGUCUUGCACAGGUCCAAACUGUCCUUCUAGGAAGUCUAAAACAUGCAACGGUGAUGACUGUUCACAGAAUUGCGAGGGAGACGAAUGUUUAAAUACGAACGAUAACGUUACCAGGCCACCCAUAACAGAAUCUCCCGCAACGUUCAAAAGGACACUUUCGCCAAAGCCACUAAAUAACGAGAAUGAUAAGCCAAAACUAUGCAGCACAAAAGAUCCCCAUCGGAAACGUAAAAACGAGCGCUUACAAAGAGUACGACAGCUAAGCAAUUCAGUUCCAGAAGAACAAAUAUCUUCCAUACAGGAUAAUGAGUUACCUUCAGAUAAAGUGAAUGUACGAAGAUCCCAAAAUCGUAAAAAGGUAGAAGAAUACAUCAAACCACAGCUAGGACCCUUAUUGAAAGGAUUGACGAAAGCUACGGAAAUAAACAAACUCAAUAAAAAUAUCAGAAACCAGCGCCAGUUCCGUCGGGAUAAAUCAUUGCAAACGUCACAAGCAUCAGUUAAUAAACAGCUAAAUCAUUCUUAUCCUUAUCCUGCGGGUUUGCAUACAAGUCUGAACACUGAUUCGGAUCUGAAUCUAAAUGCCCACCGUCGAUCGAACAAUUUACAAAAUCAAGGGAAAAAAUCCAACAAUAUUGGAAAAAUGUCACGAGGACAAGAGUACACGAUUAAACCGAGACAGCGAAAUAAUAACUUGAAUAAUUCGAAAAUCUCUAAAAUGGAUCAUCAAUUUAGCGCACGUAAUAAUCAAAGAAAGCAGCAAACAGUGGGCAAAAGUUUCGACUAUUUUGAAUACACUUCGCCACCCCAAUUAUACCAAAACAAACAGAAGCUGUUUUCUAAAACAAAGCCCGUAACAAUUUAAUGUUCCACAACAUGUUUGCGUGACAAAAUGUAAGGACUUUAACAUUUGAGGUUGUGUAUAAUCAUGUAAAAUAACGUUGAGAUUGUUGAUUCUUUUGCAAAAAUAGGAUACGUGCUAUGUAUAAUUGUACUGAAAAUAUUUUAAAAAAUAAAAAUUAUUACCGUGAAUUUGAAUAUACUUUCUCCAAAAAGGAUGUGAACCCUAUAAACUGAUUUUGAUGCAUGCUGGUAACAAAAUGGGAAAAAUAAUAAGGUUGGCUGGAAUAUAAUAGCGGAAAUAAAUAAUAUAUGGCAAAUUA
Messenger RNA from Nasonia vitripennis (jewel wasp), 5427 nucleotides. RefSeq lists its product as uncharacterized. The record is from RefSeq and is a predicted model, not a curated record. Bases 849 to 5129 code for a protein of 1426 amino acids. The transcript is spliced from 2 exons. Lineage: Eukaryota; Metazoa; Arthropoda; Insecta; Hymenoptera; Pteromalidae.